Messenger RNA from Sclerotinia sclerotiorum 1980 UF-70, 1374 nucleotides. RefSeq lists its product as hypothetical. NCBI's taxonomy places the organism in Eukaryota, Fungi, Ascomycota, Leotiomycetes, Helotiales, Sclerotiniaceae. Gene Ontology annotation, biological process: protein transport to vacuole involved in ubiquitin-dependent protein catabolic process via the multivesicular body sorting pathway; protein targeting to vacuole. The transcript has 2 exons. Bases 1 to 1374 code for a protein of 457 amino acids. The record is from RefSeq and is a predicted model, not a curated record. Gene Ontology annotation, molecular function: ubiquitin binding; phosphatidylinositol-3-phosphate binding. Gene Ontology annotation, cellular component: ESCRT-0 complex.
AUGAGUCUGGAGGAGGUCAAUGGUCACUCAGGGGCUGGUUAUGUUCCACAGACGAAACUUAAACCUACACCAGAAGCUCGGGAACCGCCAAAAAGAGGAGUUGUUGCAAAAGAUACAGGCAAGCCUGGAGACGAAGAAGAUGACGAUCUGAAAGCGGCGAUUGCAGCAUCACUUGCCGAUAUGGAAGAACAGAAGAAAAAGCAUACAGCUACUAUUAAGGAGCAGUCCUCUACUGCUGGCUUGAGUAACUCUUCUGCAGGUUCUCUCGUUCCGCCAAAAAACGAUUACGAACUUACCCCUGUCGAGGCAGAAAACAUCAAUCUGUUCUCCACCCUGGUAGAUAGACUACAGACCCAGCCACCAGGAACAAUUCUACGAGAGCCGCAGAUCCAGGAGCUUUAUGAUAGCAUUGGUACUCUUCGCCCAAAGUUGGCACGUACCUAUGGUGAAACAAUGAGCAAACAUGAUGCUUUACUAGAUUUACAUGCGAAACUUUCCACGGUUGUACGGUAUUACGAUCGUAUGCUUGAGGAACGCUUAUCGAAUACGUAUAAUCAACACAGUAUUGGAGGCUAUAAUCUUCCGCAGCAAGGUGCUGCGUCCAACAUGUAUCCUUCCAUUCCUUCUAAUGUACCCAAUGGAAGUGGGGGCGCGGAAAGUUUUUAUACGAGUAGUUCUCAAAGAGAACCUUAUGCUCAUCCCCAGUCGACAUAUUCCUAUCCUCCUGGUCAACAUGGUCAAAAGCAACACCCUGCAUACAACAAAAGAGCAUCUGUCUCUGAUGUUAACUAUCCUCCGCUAGACCAGCGAACUGAGAAUUUCGCGCAGCAACAAGGCCACCAAAUUCAACGUCAACAUACUGGCAACUGGCAGGACAGUGAUCUUGCCCCUCAAUAUCCAGCUCACUCUACCCCUUAUUCGCCACAGCAGCAACACCAGCCACCUAUCCAAGCUCAAGCACCAACAGGUGUUCCUUCUCAACCUCCAAACAAUUUUGUUCCACUGGAGCUGAUUAACAAUACUUCGGCUAACCCCAAUACAACGCCGUAUUAUGGUACUACUGUUUCCCAACAACCUCAAUCAGUACCAGAGCAGUCAAGCUCUCAGUAUCCGGCCCAAUCACCCCCUCAUUAUCCGCACGCACCGUCACCUCAACAGUUUACCCACCAACCAUCAAACCCACAAGAACCAUCGUAUCCUUCCUCUCAACAGCAACCCUCGUACUGGCAAACGCAACAACAAGCUCCAACACCUCAACAAUCAUGGCCCACGCCCGUCUCAAAUUACACUGGGUACUCUCAAGAAUCAUUCCCGUCUGCCCCACAACAUGUCCCUCAAGCAAAAGUAGUGGAAGAGAGUCUCAUAGAUCUUUGA